AAAAUUAAUUAUGCUAUUCGGGAAGAAAAAGACUAAGAAGAGCAAGAAGGAUAAAAAGAGCAAGAAGGACAAAAAGAAAAAGAGAGAUAAGGAUACAUUACUUACAGAUGAAGAGCAAGCUAAUCCUUCAGACGGACUUCAGCAGCCAGAUUAUAGUAAGCCAAGGCCUAAGGGCAUCACAAGGUUCUGCAAGAUUAGGUAUUACCAGAAGUUCUUUAAUGUUUCAACUAAGGAUGUCAUAAAGAGGGUCUUCUUGGCAAUGAUGCCUUUUAACACAACGCCUAUCUUUCCGAACAAUAAGCCUGACUUGUAUGGACCCAUGUGGAUUUAUAUUUGCUUGUCGAUCUCAAUUGUUGUUUGUGGUCACUUUUCUAAUGUUAUGGAUUUUGAAUUCAUCGAAAACCAUCCUCCGAAAGCUGAAUAUGAAGCAGAAAUGAGAAAGAUCACUAAAGGAUGGGGAAUGACUUCUUUUUAUUUCUUUAUAGUCCCAUUGAUCUUACAUGGAAUAUGCUACUUCUUUGGAAGUGGGACUCCUGGAUAUCAGAGAACCCUUGCCAUUUAUGGGUAUAGUUUUGCAAUCUUUAUUCCAGCCACAGUAAUUCUUAUUCCUCCAAUGGAGUAUUUGAGGUAUGCUACACUUGGAGUAGCAGGCUUCAUCAGUCUGUUGUUCAUUAGCAAAGAGCUCAUGGAUGCAGGAAAGAGGUAUUUAGCUCAAAAAUGGGUGACUGCAUUAGCCAUAAUGUGAGCACUUCUGCACAUAUUCUUCUGAGUUAUGUUGAAGUUUUACUAUUUUGAUUAAUAACCAUCUCUCCUUGUCAA
Molecule: messenger RNA, 819 nt
Organism: Moneuplotes crassus
Lineage: Eukaryota; Ciliophora; Spirotrichea; Euplotida; Euplotidae
Source: the annotation of a GenBank genome assembly